Pieris rapae (cabbage white) is the source of this 2092-nucleotide messenger RNA. RefSeq names its product pyruvate kinase. Gene Ontology annotation, biological process: glycolytic process. Gene Ontology annotation, molecular function: potassium ion binding; magnesium ion binding; pyruvate kinase activity. Bases 288 to 1895 code for a protein of 535 amino acids. Gene Ontology annotation, cellular component: cytoplasm. The record is from RefSeq and is a predicted model, not a curated record. The transcript has 11 exons. Lineage: Eukaryota; Metazoa; Arthropoda; Insecta; Lepidoptera; Pieridae.
UGACUUAAUGGUGACAGUUACUCUUUUAUUGAAGUGCCAACAAAAAAAAAUUGCAUUUGCUAACAGUACAAGAUUUAUUAAAGAACAAAGUUAAUUCACUAGUUUUCAGUAGUUACUAGUUAGCAGCAAGCUGCAAUUACAAUUUAAAUGUUGUAGGUUCAAAAGGGUUAAGUUUAUUGACAGUAUAAGAUAAGGUAAUCGCGCGCAGAUAGUACAAACAAACUAAAUCGCUCAGACAUAUAGAACUAGCACAGUUGAAUGUUGUGUUCAAGAUAAAUAAUUAAAAAAUGAAAGCUAUCGUCCGCUCUGGAAAACUUAAAACUGGGUCUGGUGAGAAGCCAAGCAUGCAGCUGGCAGCCUCUGAUGCGAUGUCCCACCUUCAACACAUGUGCAGCCUAGACGUUGACUCCAAGGCUUCUUAUGUUCGUCUGUCUGGCAUCAUUUGUACUAUCGGGCCGGCUUCCCGAAGCGUUGAGAUGUUAGAGAAGAUGAUGGAGACAGGUAUGAAUAUAGCCCGUAUGAACUUCUCUCAUGGCUCUCAUGAGUACCACGCUGAGACAAUUGCAAACUGCCGUGAGGCUGAGAAGAAUUACAGCAAGAAACUCGGAGUGCCUUUCUCUCUGGCUAUUGCUCUUGACACUAAAGGCCCCGAGAUCAGAACUGGACUUUUAGAAGGUGGUGGUUCCGCUGAAGUAGAAUUGAAGAAGGGUGAAACAAUCAAGCUGACAACAGACCCCGCGUACCAAGAGCGCGGUACCGCAGCUGUCGUUUUUGUCGACUACAAGAACAUCACUAACGUAGUGAAGCCCGGAAACAGGAUUUUUAUCGACGAUGGGCUCAUUUCUGUCAUCUGUCAAUCGUCGACAACUGACACUUUGGUGUGCAACAUUGAGAAUGGAGGUAUGCUCGGAUCAAGGAAGGGUGUGAAUUUGCCUGGUUUGCCCGUUGACUUGCCGGCGGUGUCAGAAAAAGACAAGUCUGACUUGAUCUUUGGUGUUGAACAAAACGUGGAUAUGAUCUUCGCUUCGUUCAUUCGUAACGGAGCAGCUCUUCAAGAGAUCCGCGGCAUCCUCGGUGAGAAAGGGAAGAACAUCAAAAUCAUCUCCAAGAUCGAAAACCACCAGGGAAUGAUAAACCUUGAUGAGAUCAUUGCCGAAUCAGACGGUAUCAUGGUGGCCCGUGGUGACCUUGGAAUUGAAAUCCCACCAGAAAAGGUAUUCCUUGCCCAGAAGACAAUGAUCGCGAGAUGUAAUAAGGUUGGUAAAUCAGUAAUUUGCGCGACUCAAAUGCUGGAAUCCAUGGUUAAGAAGCCCCGCCCCACCCGCGCUGAGACGUCAGAUGUCGCGAACGCAAUCCUAGAUGGCGCCGACUGCGUGAUGCUGUCAGGCGAGACGGCGAAGGGUGAUUAUCCCCUGGAGUGUGUUCUCACUAUGGCGAACAUUUGCAAGGAAGCGGAAGCCGCUAUCUGGCACAAGCAGUUGUUCAUCGACAUGGUUGCUCAGGUGAAAUCAAGUAUCGAACCAGCGCACUCAGUGGCGAUCGCGUCCGUAGAAGCCUCUACCAAAUGUAUGGCGUCCGCCAUCAUCGUGAUCACCACUAGUGGAAGAUCCGCGCAUCUCUUGAGCAAGUACCGACCCAGAUGUCCAAUUAUUGCGGUCACCAGACAUGCUCAAACUGCUCGUCAGGCACACCUUUACCGGGGAGUUCUGCCCAUUGUUUACCAAGAGGGCGUGGCCAGUGAUUGGCUGAAAGACGUAGACAACCGCGUACAGUACGGGAUUCAGUUCGGCCGCGGUCGUGGCUUCCUUCGUACUGGAGAUAAUGUUGUGGUAGUCACUGGAUGGAGACAGGGCUCCGGAUACACCAACAAUAUGCGUAUCAUCCAAGUGGAGUAAAAUCUCGGAAGCGCCAAGGGCUGAACAUAUAACAUAUUUCCGUCAAGUAUUAGAGCAAAUCAGCAGUGAUACGCGCACGCACGUGUGAUAUUAUAUAAGCUAUGUACGAAAUUAUCUAGCCUAGGAAAUAUUAUUUAUUAUGCAAAAAGUUUAAUAGUGUUGCGAUUGUAAUGCUUAAUAAAACAUUUUAAUGUUGA